GCUGACUUAAUUUUACGCAAUACACACACACAUGCUCGCACGUUGAUGCAUAUGUAACGCUGCCGACGAGUGCCGACGAGCUACUAAAGUUAUUUUUGGACAGCGUUGCGUUGAUUGCGUCGUAAAUAAACGGUAUAUUCGGUGCGGGUUGAGAUUUAAAAGUAUAUAAUUUGAAGAGGAACAAUUUCCCACCUUUUACGCGAGUAUUUCGGCGACGUCUGAACAGUUCUUAUCGCUUCAGUGUGAGCCAAAUAUGGACACCGGAAUUUACGCGUAAUUCACCGCCCGCUGUCCGUUUGGAAAUCCUAACCUCAAAAUCUCCGCGGCAGAGCAGAAACGCGCGGAUCAGAUAUCCGAAAAUCCUCGCUGCUGUUCGACGGAGGUGGUUUGAUCUGCGCUCAAAAAACGCUCCCCGAACUCUUAGCGUCCCUUUUAAAGCUGGCCGUAUUACCGACAUAUGCCGAGGCCACAGCGGUAACGUAUAAUCAAAGAUAACACUUGGUUCGAGAUGUCUCGAUGAACCGAUGAUCUCCGAGUAAAAUGUGGUCUUUCAAAGUAAACAGACAACGGUUGUGACAACAUUCGGCGCGUCAUCUGAUCUCGAAUUGCUCAUUUUACACGUGCUCAAUUAGACCUUCGUCAUUUCUUCUAUCGCACGAUUGUAUCGAAGAUAAAAUAACCCAGAUUCCAUUUUGGUCAGCUCCGAUCUUCACCUCCUCAGUGUUUUCUACAAGCUGAAUAAGUCCAGGAACGAAUCUCGUCGCAAUGAGUUCUCAGCAGAGUCCGGCUGCCCUGCAGGCAACUGUCGACGCCGACAAGGUAUACACGUGGAUUAUCGAAUUGUCUAAUCCUGAGACACGGGAGAACGCCUUGUUCGAGCUGAGCAAGAAGCGCGAAGUUGUUCCAGACCUCGCCCCCAUGCUAUGGCACUCGUUUGGCACGACUGCUGCACUGCUCCAGGAGAUUAUCAACAUAUACCCUGCCAUCAACCCAGCUACGCUUACUGCCUAUCAAAGCAACAGAGUCUGCAAUGCUCUCGCUCUCCUUCAAUGCGUUGCUAGUCACCCUGAGACGAGGUCUGCUUUUCUGCAGGCUCAUGUACCUUUGUUCCUUUAUCCGUUCUUGCAUACCACGAGCAAGACGCGACCCUUUGAGUACCUGAGACUUACCAGCCUUGGAGUGAUCGGAGCGCUGGUUAAAACUGAUGAGCAAGAAGUAAUCACGUUUCUACUCACCACCGAAAUAAUACCGCUCUGUUUGAGGAUCAUGGAGAGCAGUUCGGAACUGAGUAAAACAGUCGCUACGUUUAUACUCCAGAAAAUACUGCUCGACGAUAGCGGACUUUCGUAUAUAUGUCAAACUUACGACAGAUUCAGCCACGUCGCUAUGAUCCUGGGAAAAAUGGUUCUGUCCUUGGCCAAAGAUCCCUCCGCCAGACUCCUCAAACACGUUGUUAGGUGUUACUUGAGGCUAUCGGACAAUCCCAGAGCACUUCUGGCGUUAAGGCAAUGCUUACCAGAUCAACUCAGAGAUAAUACUUUUGCGACCUGCUUACAAGAAGACAAAUCUACUACCCACUGGCUGAAUCAGUUACUUAAGAACCUGGAAACUGGACCUCAGCCAGGGCCUCAAAAUCAGCCAGGGCAACCAGAUCCCAGGACGAUCGGCAUGUCACCCCUGACAUCAUAGACUGAUUAAUAAUUUUCCUAUCGUGAGGUAGAAAUGAUAUUUUAGUAAUGACUGUUGAAUUAAGUGCCACUUGAUAAGAGAAAGCAGUGAAGAUACUACAUAGGGUAAGAAAGUUAUAAACUUAUUUUUCUUAUUUAGUGAAAAUAACAACUUCACACUGCCACGUGAGGGAAAUAUUUUGGCCAAAAAGAAAAAUGGAUCGAUUCUCCGUUGUAAGGAUUUAGUUGGCAAGAUUAUUGAAAUUUGACAAGACAAUAGUGAAGUAAAUAAAGAAAAAAACAAAAAAAAGAAAGACAAUUGUUUUGUAGCAACAGUGAUCGGUAAUGUAAAAAUAUGAAGAAAUUACUGGUAUGAUUAUUGAAUAAUGACUGGUACCAUUCUGAAUAUAGUCGUUUAUUACUUUGUCAUAAUUUUUUUUUCUUUUCUUUUUUUUUUAAUCAUGUUCCUAAAGUUUUCAAAAAUUGUGCAGCCACUUCGAAGUAUGCCAACAUCACUGUCGGAUGCCCGUGUUUAAAACAAUUCCGCUAUAAAUGCGUUCAGACAUAAAAUAUUUGUACAUUAAAUUUAUGUUCUCACGCUCUUGAGAAACAGCAUGUUAUGAAUAAUUUCAAUGAAUUCAUUGAUUGUAUUGAGUUUGAGGUAAGCUUUCGCAUCGCAAUAUAAUUUUUAACAUCGGGAAAUUUGCGUAUCUAGUUUUGAGUUCUGUGAUUGGCAGCAGCGGCGAUUUUUCCUUGUUAUACAAAUUCUACCGUGAGGAUAUUAUUUGCGAGGUUUCUUUACAUUCAUAUUAUUUUAUAUGUCUCUCUAUACAUGUAUAAAAAAAAAAUAUAAUCAAAAAAACAUACAAUGGAAUUGAACACUUUUGAUUUACUUACCGAAAUUGUUCACAAUAACAAAAAUUACAAAUAUUCUUAUUUUAAAAUAUUGAAUAGUAGCCAGUGCUCAGGGUUAUCUCUUAGAUUAAAAAGAGUAUUUCAUCGUUAUAGCUCACGUUACUUCAUUAUUACAUUAAGAUCUUACUUAAAGAAAAUUACCUGUGUAUCUUACUUAAGCGCACAAUUUAUUAUUAUAAUAAUUUCAUUCAUUUAGCUGUAAAACACUUUGUAUUAAUUAGCGAUGGUCUCAAUUUCAUGUGUUUAUAUUAUUUGAAAGAAGAGUAUUGCAGAACUGCGAAUUAGAUCGGAUGAGGAGGGGUAAUUAAUUGUAUAGUUGCGGUUCUUUCAAAUGCAUAAUAAAAAUCUCCUAAAUCGCAUCGCAUCAUUACAAUUACGAUAGUUAUUAUUUUUAGAACCCGGUGCACGCCCAUAAUGCAGAUAUUAAUACGCUGGUAUAAUUAUUGAAAGGAAGUUACAAAUUAUUCACGGGACUAUGCCAGCGUUUACAACAGUGUGUGCAAAUUUCUACGUAUAGUAAAUUGUAAAAUUCGUUCAACAUGUAUAUAUAUAUAUUAUGUAAGUAUGAUUAUAAGCAUAAAAUAUGUACCUUGCAUGCUCUGUGUACUCUUGGGUGCGCCGAGAUAGCCAAAAUUGACAUUUUAACCAAUUUCUUUCUUGUUCUUCCCUCUGAUUUUCUCCUAGCAAAGGAAAAACAACGCAAAGAUGAAAUAAUAUUCAAUAGGUUUAUUGACUUUAAUGAAUCUAUAUAUAAAUAUAUGUCACUAGUCUAACUAUAUAUAAUAAUAAUAAUAAUAAUUGUUAUUAAAGCAAUGUAUACUUGUGUAUAAAGAUAUUACGUGAGAAAGUCAUGCUGCAGCUAGUAAGAGAUAUAUAUAAUAUUAAGUUGAUGUAAGAUUAAUGCUGCUCUUGGUGAUUGGCGUGCAUUAUACAUAUCGAUGUCUAUGUUUGUGCAUAUACAGUUGAUUGAUUGGUUAAAAUUUUCAGAUUCAAAUAUUAUAUGUAUAUGUCUGCAAUUAAUUAUACGAUUUUCUUAAUUA
Messenger RNA from Neodiprion fabricii, 3622 nucleotides. It is a transcript of the gene Rcd-1, whose product is annotated as CCR4-NOT transcription complex subunit 9. Lineage: Eukaryota; Metazoa; Arthropoda; Insecta; Hymenoptera; Diprionidae. The record is from RefSeq and is a predicted model, not a curated record. Gene Ontology annotation, biological process: mRNA catabolic process; negative regulation of translation. The transcript is spliced from 3 exons. Gene Ontology annotation, cellular component: CCR4-NOT core complex; CCR4-NOT complex; P-body. Bases 766 to 1689 code for a protein of 307 amino acids.